This is a messenger RNA of Elaeis guineensis (African oil palm), 1179 nucleotides long. RefSeq names its product zinc finger protein MAGPIE-like. The record is from RefSeq and is a predicted model, not a curated record. Gene Ontology annotation, cellular component: nucleus. Gene Ontology annotation, molecular function: DNA-binding transcription factor activity. Lineage: Eukaryota; Viridiplantae; Streptophyta; Magnoliopsida; Arecales; Arecaceae.
AUGACACAGGUUAGAGAUCGACCAAAGAACAGGACCCGCGCACAAGAGACACAGGUGAGAGGUCGACUCACAGAUCCUGAAGCAGAGGUUAUUGCCUUGUCUCCAAGAACGCUCUUAACCACCAAUCGGUUCUUGUGCGAGAUUUGCAGCAAAGGCUUCCACCGAGACCAGAACCUCCAGCUACACCGCCGGGGGCACAACCUCCCAUGGAAGCUGAGGCAAAGAAGCACCAAAGAGCCGAGAAAAAGGGUCCAUGUGUGCCCCGAGAAGAGCUGUAUCCACCACAAUCCAGCAAGAGAGCUUGGAGACCGGACCGGAAUAAAGAAGCACUUCUGCCGGAAGCAUGGCGAGAAGAAGUGGAAGUGCGAGAAGUGCUCCAAGCGGUACGCGGUGCAGUCUGACUGGAAGGCGCACUCAAAGACCUGCGGCACGAGGGAACACCGCUGCGACUGUGGUGGCAUCCUUUUCUCCAGGAGCGACAGUUUUAUAACACACAGGGCCUUCUGUGAUGCCUUAGCUGAAGAGACCGCAAGAGUUGCUGCAACAUCGAACAUCAACAACAUGGCACCGAUCGGUGAUGCCGAUUAUCUUUUCACUGGCAGUUUGAUGAGAUCUAAUACGUCGCAGAACUUCUCCUCCAAUAUUAAGCCUCAUACAUCCAACUGCGAAGCCAAUGAUCAGACUAGACCCGGGCUUUCGUUGUGGAUGGGCCAUGGCAUUCACAACGGUGAGCCCUUAGGUAGAACUCCCAGUCUCUCUGAUAUCAAUCAAAUUGGACCAGUGGGUGCCGGAACCUUGCACGAUGAUCUCUUCACUUCAUGUUCAAAUGUCCAGCAACUCGACACUCAAUUAAGUUGGUUGUGUGGCAACAAGCUCUGGCCUACAGGCACUUGCGAGCUAACAGGCACCUCCAUUCCAACAACCACCAUGAAGGAGGUCGACAGCUCGCAGCCUCUCCUCACGAGCAUUCCUUCCUUGUUUAGCACUCAACAUCAGCACCAUCGAGCACCAGUUUCAGAAAUGUCUGCGACGGCAUUGCUUCAAAAAGCCACCCAAAUUGGUGUGACUUCCACCAUCCCAUUUGUUGGGAGUUUUGAGCCAUCAAAGUGCCAAGAUAUUCGGAUUGAAGAUGCUAGCUUAAAAUAUGAUGGAUUAGUCAAUUCAAACCGAGCAAUCUAG